Molecule: messenger RNA, 3610 nt
Organism: Cinara cedri
Lineage: Eukaryota; Metazoa; Arthropoda; Insecta; Hemiptera; Aphididae
Source: the annotation of a GenBank genome assembly
AUGGGUCGUGUUGUAAACGUUCUGAUUAUAUUUUUAUGUUUUACAAUAAUACAAUUUGAGAUUUCCUAUACAAAAUUAUUCGUAAAUACUAGAGACGACAUUGGUGCAUUACAAGAAGCAGCUCAUGAAAUGACAAGCCGUAGAAAAGUAAGUCCCAAUUUCAGCGUUGUUAGAUUACAAAGUGCAUCGUGUUUGAUAUAUUACUAUGAUAAAGAAGAACUGCAAGUUCUUCAGGAUUCCAACGAUAAAAAUAAAUCGUUAUCAAAAUUUUAUGUUUGCAUGAACUGCGUAUUCGCCGAAUGGAUUCGAAAAAAAUUAUAUGAAUUCGUUCAAGAAUUUCCAUUGUUAUAUCAAUCGAAAUUUAUGGACGAAUAUGACACAUACAAAUCUGAUUUUAACAAAUCACUUGCAGUUUUAAACGGAAUUAUGAAACAAACAGUACGGUUCAUAAAUAUACUGUUCAAUUUUUUGAAUAUAGUAACUUACAGUGCAUUUAUGGAUAUAGAUUUGUUAAAAACAUUGUUGUCGUUCAGUUUUAAAAUCAACUAUAUAAAUAAUCUUCAAUAUCAAUAUGAGUACGACGAAAGAUUAAAAGCCGAAAAAACAGAUCAUGUUGUAAUUCCUAAAAUUCUCCAAGUCAUAAACGAUAUUCAAAAAUGUAUUUUAUUUAAUUGUGACAUUACAUCUGAUUAUGCAAAUAAACAAUUUUAUGGCUAUUGGACGACCGACAGUGAAGCAACCGAAAAUGGCAUAAACGAAUUCCUUCGGGAAAUAAAGCCAAUGAAUUUAGAAACAGUACGUGAGUAUUGCAGUACGAAACAAAUGUUAUUGGGCAAUAUACUAGUAGAAAUUGAAGAGACUAACACUGUAGCAAAGGAUUUACAAAAUGUGGUUUUCCAAAUUAAAUGUGAAAACGUUUUAUCAAGAAUGAAUGCUCAAAAAUUCUUCGAAAAAAUUCAAUUUUCUGAUAAUCUGGAAGUGAUAUUCUGGUAUAUGAAAUCGGUUUACGUUGCAAUCGUACAAUUAAUAAGCAAAAAAACGUUCCCAAUAGUAGACAAUUUAAUAAAAAAACAAGGCCGAAAUAAUGUCGUAAAUUUGAGUAUAGAUUUGUUUGAAGGAUUUAAAACAAUGCAUUUUUUCUUUUCAAUUUAUUCGGAUCUGCCGUUAGAUUUAAUUGAAAGUUUUAAAAGUUUAGGUGAAAAAAAGCUCAUUGAAAUUCAUACACUAAAGAAUGUACGGGAUCAUUUAAAAACGUAUAACUCUAAAGAAAUGGAUAACUCGAAUUUCAUCCUAAAUCUUCCAGAUGUUGAAAUUAUAAUAGCACAUUCUUUAGUCACACCAUUGGAAAAUUUUAUGAACUCAAUGAUUAAUAAAAUUUCUGAUUACAAAUGUUUUGUUAAUUUACUAGAAUUUCUAUACGUAGAAUACGGUAGAUAUUACACGCCUCACAUGAAAAACGUCAAAAAAGUGUUCACCUUCAUGGAAGUAGAACUAUGCAAAAAUAGUGCACGAGAGCAAUACAAACCCCUAUAUAAGUUGUAUGAGUAUUUUAACGUUGAAAAUAGUAAACCGAGUAUGUCCACAUCCGUGUAUCUUGCUAAUAAUUAUGAUUCUGCAGUCAAAAACAGCUGUGACUUGGUUGUAAAAUUGUAUCAGUAUUGUUUUGAGACAUUUAUAAUUCUUAACAAUAGUCAACGUAAAUAUAAACUUAACGGUGAAAUCGAUUUUGACGAAGUCAAAGAAAAUCUCAACUCUAUCAUGCAAUUUUUAUCAAAUUCAACUAUUAAGUUUGAAAAUACCCCCCUUAAUAGUAUUACAUUUAAUUUGGUUCCGUUGAUGCCAUUUAUAGCGGUCCGCCUUUACAAUGAAGGUAAUUAUCCUGAAAUAAAAAGGUUGAUGUAUGUGAUCAUGUCUGAACUAAAUACGUACGGAAUAGACUACUGUGUCCCGCCAAGUAAUAACUAUUUGCUAUUUAACAAUAUUGAUUUGAAUAUAACCGGUAAACAUAACACAUAUUUUAUGGAAUGGCAAAAGUGCAUCAACUUAAUAAGCAUGAAAAAGAAUUUCCCUAACUAUUCAGAUUUGAUUAAAAUAUUUAUGGACCAAUACAAUAAUUUUAUCGUUUUCUACGAUCUAAUUGUAUUGUUUAAGUGGAAAGGCGAAUUAAAACCUUUUACCGAAAUUCUCUGGGACAUAAGUAAUACAAUUACUACUCCAAUUUAUAGAAACGCAUUAUACGAUCUUUAUUUUAAAUUAGUUCUCGCUGUUAUAUAUUACGAAUCGCAAUCGUUUAUGAAAAACUUAAAGACAGAUAAAAAUAAAUUGAAUGAACAAGUUAUUGAAUCUUAUGAUGACUAUUUUUAUUCAAAAUUACAACCGUUGAGCAAUGUUUUUCCUCCAUAUUUUAGAAAUUUUGUUUCGAAUUACUAUUCAUAUAUGGUAUUAUACUAUUCAUUUAUAAAAAUGACAGAAGAUCAGAAUCCUACCAAAAUGUAUCGUUAUAAUGAAAAAAAAUUAAUUGAUGAAUUAAUAAUAUUUGGCGUUCAAUUAGAUAUCAAUGCAUCUAAACAGUCUCUUGCUGAAAUCCCUGGAGUUCCGAAAACAAAAUUUAGAUUGCCGUGGUCUAAAACGGAUACUUUAAAGGAUAGAUUAGAGACGUUUAUAAAUACCGUGGAUGAUUUAUUAACAACAGUUGAAGCAGUUAAAAAUAUAUUUAAUUUGUAUGAAUCAUAUUACACAAAUAUACCGGUAUAUUAAUUUUAAUGACGGUAAAAGUAUACAUAUUGCAAAGGAAAACUUUAUACACUCGAAUAAUGUUCACUGUCUACUGUGCAAACGGUACGCGUUAAUAAACAUUAUCGUAAACCUUCUAACUAAACGAACUGUUUCUUUAUCAAUAAAUUUCUUUAAUUUUUAAAUUUCGUUAUUUUUUGUGUAAAACGACGAUCUUACAAAGUAAAAGUACAAAAUAAAACAGAAACAGAUAAGUAUAAUCGAAUGGGUACCUAUUCUUCUUCUUUUCCUUCGUCACCAUUUCAGCUAUUUUGGGUCAGUCAGCUUUGUCUUAAAUUUCUACUUGACGCAAUUUCCCACCUCUCAUAUACUGGCUGUCCUUGAGGGGAAUUAAAAAAAUUAUUUUUAAUAAAAGUAAUUCGAUUUUAUACUAUUUCAUUGAAAAUUGUCAGAGUGACAAUAUUAAAUGCAAUGAAGGAGGCUUUAAACUAAAAUGGACUGAUAAUAUUAGAUUAAUUUAGUAGGACUCCAUCUUUCCUCUAUCGCUUUCAAUUUAACUUCUGGCUGUUAUUCGUAUCCGGAACAGCGGGCACCGGGCUAUCUUAUUGUAUCGAAUUUUCACAGUUGUGUUUACUUAAAAAUGAUUUUCAUCUGAAAUUUCAGUGAUGGGGGUUGCUUAAGCCAAAAAGUCCACUACAAAGCUACAAUACUGAAAUAGGUAAUCGUUCGGCCGUUCAUCUCAAUUUUUAUAUGGCCUAGCUAAAAAUACAUACCAAUAAAGAAACACCUAUUUUGGUUUUUAGAAAUAAAAAUACGUUACAUAUGUUACAUCAUACUAUAUUAUAUAGACACUUUUCAAUAUUAAUAUAAGUUUAAC